Sinocyclocheilus rhinocerous is the source of this 7553-nucleotide messenger RNA. Its product is annotated as immunoglobulin superfamily member 10-like. Gene Ontology annotation, molecular function: protein binding. The record is from RefSeq and is a predicted model, not a curated record. Bases 1 to 7095 code for a protein of 2364 amino acids. The transcript has 5 exons. Lineage: Eukaryota; Metazoa; Chordata; Actinopteri; Cypriniformes; Cyprinidae.
AUGAACGACCUCUCUGGACUAAAAAACCUGGAGCUGUUAAUGCUGCACAGUAAUGUUAUCAAGACUGCUGAGGACGGCUCGUUCCAUGACCUCACAUCUCUGCAGGUUCUGAAAAUGAGUUAUAACAGAAUUGAGAAGCUCAACAAGGACACAUUUAGAGGCCUGGACAAUCUUGUACGUCUUCAUAUGGACCAUAAUCACAUUACCUUCAUCCACCCAGAGAGUUUUUAUGGAUUAAAAAUGCUGCAGUUGAUUAAUCUUGAGGGAAACCUGCUCCAACAGCUUCAUCCAGACACUUUUAUAUCACUGCGGUUCAGCCAGAUUUUGAAAUGGUCAUCUCUCAAGACUAUUUACUUGUCAGACAAUGCUUUAACCACAUUGCCUGCAACUAUAUUCUCUGGCUGCAACAAGAUAGAGAAUCUCUUCCUCAGUGGAAACCCCUGGUCAUGUGAUUGUCGGAUGGGUUGGCUUGAACAGUGGCUAGAAAAACACCCUGGUGUUCUAAAAUGCAAAAGAGACAGGAAGUUUCUCAAAGAACAGUGUCCCAUUUGUGAAUUCCCAAUUACCUUGAGAGGCAGCAGCAUUGCGCAUUUGCAAAGGGAUAGCUACACAUGCAGCAGACCUUGGAUUCAUCCUCACUUGAAACAGAGCAAUUUUACCUUGGAUGAUGGUGGCUAUACCUCAGUCUAUCCUAAAGAUUUUGUUGAACCCAUUGGCAUGUUGGAAAUGAACAUCACAGAUCAAUUCCACAACGAUGCCUGGAUAGCAUGUGUUGUGCAGCGACCUACAGGAAUGGAAAACUUAACUGCAAACUUUGGACCGAAUGGAAAAGAUUUAACUGGCCUUAGUGCGAUCAUUUCUACAUUGCUGGUCUGCAACAUUGAUUAUGAUAAUAUACGCCAGAUUUGGAAUAUUUUGGCUAUGUAUAGCGAGUCCCCGAUGAGACUUGAGCGAGAAGUACUACUUUCUCUGCAGCCAGAUACAGUUUACACAUACAAGCAAGUAGCAUCAACGGAAGAUGAUAUUUUUACAGAAAUUAAAGCAAAAAUGAAAGCCAAUCAUGAAUGGUUAAUGCAAAGUACAGUCCUACUACAGCUGGACCGCAUCACAACAACAUUUCCGAACCUUACUAUCAAGUAUUUAUCCAAUGUUCAAAUAGAUGUUGACAGCAGCAAGAAUAGAGGAGACCAGUACGGCUGGGCAAUGAUUAGAAUGGACAAUCAGACCAAGACUGAACACUCAGUCCUUGUUGGUGGAGUGAUUGAAUUGAACUGCCAGACCUUUGGGGAUCCUAAACCCAUUAUAGAGUGGAUUCUACCAGAUGGAAGUAAGUUACGUGCACCAUACAACAGCGAGGAUCAAAGGAUUGUAGUAGCUUAUGAUGGAAGGCUUGCUUUAAAAUCUGUUGAAAUCUCAGACACAGGUGUCUAUCAUUGCAUUACAACUAACUACCUGGAUGCAGAUGUUCUUGCAUUCAGGGUCACUGUGCUUCCCCGGAAUAUUGAAGAACAAGAGAUUAAUGGGAUCCGAAUCUCUCAUACCCUUGGCCAGAACCUGCGUCUUGAUUGUACAUCAGCUAGCAAUCCAGAGGCUUCCAUUCACUGGAUACUUCCUGACCACACGAUUUUAGACAAGUCCUAUGGCAACAGAAAGCUCUACAGAAAUGGCACUUUGGUAAUACAUGGACUGACAUCCAGAGACAACGGAUUUUACAGAUGCUUAGUUGGAAAUGUUCUUGGAGCAGAUUUGCUAGCUUCUCACGUAACUGUUCAUGGUGAUUUGUCAAAUAGCACAGAGUCAAAGGAAUCUGGUGAUCAUGUUGUACAAAUUAUAGAUGAUAGCCAGAAACUUGGAAGCAGGUAUCUCUCUCGCAGGGUGAGUGAGGAGUCAAGAAGCAUUACCUCAGGCAGACCAUACACUUGGCUACAGUCCAGAUUUCAUAAAGUUCCCACUGGCAGAAAAGGAAAUAGAAGGAACUCUGGAAGAGUCUUUAAUAAAAAGUACCAGAAAGAAGAUGCCACUUUCAUUGAUAUGUCUCAAAUUAAAAAAGCACAUAAAAAGACAAUAAGUUUAGAGGUGUCUAAAACACCCUCUGAUGACAAUGAUGCAACCUCAGGGGAUGGUAUAUCUGAAGAUGAAUUUAUUGUAAUGACAACUAGUCAAACACUUGAGCAUAGCACCAUUAAAAUCACAGAUAUUAAAAUCCCAGAGACUUACAAAACUGGCAACAGUGGUUUCAGUGAAGUAAAGCAUGAUAGCACUAGUAACAUGUUAAGAGCAAAUGAGAAAACUAAUUUGGUUACAACAACAUCACAUUCUCAUACUCAGACACCUGCUACCCCAAUAAUUGCCACUUAUGCUUUGAGUAAUUAUGGUACUCAAAGAGAUGAGACAAUCCUGAAUACAACCAAGUCAGAUUACAUAUUAAGUCACAGUGAUGGUAAAACCCACAUAUAUGAGAAAACAACAAACAGACCUUCAGAAACUGCAGAGCUUCUCUUCUCUGGGGAUUCAGAAGAUGUUACCACUGGAACAACACCACUUUACAACUCCCAGGGCCCAAAUGUCACCUAUGUGGAACCUAAGAGUCAGGCCAUAUUCACAGCGUUCACCACAACCAAGGAAGACCAAGAAAAGAUCACAUUUCAGACCACUCAAAGAAUCAAGUCAGAGCUCCUUCCUGGGUCCACCAUCAUCUCCAAACACCAAAUCCAAAUUGUUCCCUCCAAAAAGAUGCGAUCAGGAAAGAAAGGUAACUUUCAUGGCAGACGUAGGAUCAUUCGGCCCAGCAAAAUUACAGAUAUACAAUCCUUACUCAAUAAAUUCAAACACCUUUCUAUAAACAAGGAAGACAAUCUCACAUUUUCACACACUGUGGACACAAUCACAGUAUGUGGCGAUGGGAAAAGAGUUGCAUCUGGAGUGUCUACAGAUAAAUGCAAAACAUCAGUGGAUCAAAGCCUGGUCAACCAUACAGCUAGGUUUCACAUGUCAUCUUCCUCUUUGAGAGUAACAGAAAAACCUGGCAUGGCAACUCGUUUGUCAGGCUCUGAAAAGAUUUACGCUGUCACUGAUUCACAAAUGUCAGCAACUAUUGUGCCCACCAUUUCUGAGGAUUCAACUGAUUCUAAAAGUUAUUUUAAUUCAAUAGAGAAAGAACUAACUUUUACAACCACAUCCACAAUGACAAUGUCUUCUAAAAUUACACAGGAGAAGAUUCAGUGGCAUAGACAGUUUGGAAACAAGGGGGAAAUGAAAGAAACCCUUAGCAAGCAUCAAGCAUCAAACUCAUUUACACUGUCCACUGAUAAGGAACAGAGGACCUCAGCAUCAACAGAAGACCCUUACAAGGCAACAACAACAGUACCUACUACAGAACUGAAGCGUACACUUAUGAUUGUCUCUUCUCCAAUGACAAGAGAAAAUGACAAUAUUCCAGAGACAUUAUUUGAAGACUCAGGUUCGUCCUCCUUUAUAAAAACAAAUUUCUCAGACAAUGUCAUAACCCCAUCUACAACAGCUGAGUUUUUCAGCUUUCCAGCCUUCCGUGAGCUGUCCACAACCACAGAGCCAAUGGGAGUUUCUCAAACUCUAGCAGCCCCACCAACGAUGGGAACUAAACUAAAGCAAGACACUGUUCAGAAUAAGUUCUCAGGUUCUCAAACUGGGUUGUGGAGAAAUCAAAAGCCUGGUUAUCACAGACGAGGCUCCAGAAGGAGAAGGCCCAUUAAAAAAACAACCACAGAAUCCUCAGUUAUCCCAGUGACUAAAAUUGCUGCCACACCUGCCACCACCAAAUCCACAACUACAGCUUCACAAACUAAGCACAGUGGUGCAAUAUUAAGGCCUUUGCAUACACCCCUUGAAGAACCAGAGAGGUCUUCAUCACCUGAUAGUACUGGUUCAGGUGAGGAAUGGAGGGACUCUAAUAUGUCUUCUACCACCAGUUUCCCAGAGGUCAUUACUUUGACCACUAAACCCACUACAGCCUCUGAUAAACCUCAGAGUAGAACAGUUACCUCAGACGCAAUGACUAGUUCAACUUCAUAUACGUUCACUCCAUUUCCAUACGGUAGUAGUACUGUCGAUCUGAAUACAUUCGAUCACUCUACAAGGUAUGACACCUCAUCUUUGAGGGAUAUUACCUUCAAGCCAAGGAUUAAUGGUGGAAAAGCUGCCAGUUUUACUGUUCUGUCAAACUCUGAUGCUUUCCUCCCCUGCGAGGCCACUGGCAACCCUGAGCCCAUCAUCAGCUGGAACCGAUUCUCAUCUACUACAGGUAAUAUGUUGACCAUUAAAGGUAAAAUGGGUAAAUUUGAGGUUCUGAAGAAUGGAACAUUGUUCAUCCAAAAAGCAAACAUCAAAGACCAAGGACAGUACAUAUGUUUUGCCCAGAACGAGUAUGGCUCUGACAAGCUUGUGGUUACAUUGUCAGUUGUGGCCUAUCCCACCCGGAUACUGGAGGAAAAGAUGAGAGAUAUCAAGGUUCUUGCUGGGAAAACCGUGCACUUGGAAUGCAGGACAGAGGGCAGACCAGUGCCAAUUGUGUCAUGGAUUCUACCUAAUCACACCGAAGUUAAAGGUUCGAUCACUGAGCAUGGCAGAGUAACAGUAACCACGAUGGGGACACUAACCAUUCAAAAGGUCUCCGUUUUAGAUCGUGGACAUUAUAAGUGUAUUGCAAGUAAUCCAGCUGGUACUGACACAGCCACUGUUCGUCUACAGGUGGUAGCAGCACCACCUGCAAUACUGGAAGAAAAACGGCAGCUGGUGAGGGCUGAAAUUGGUCAGAAUCUCUUUUUGGCAUGUAGCACUUAUGGUGACCCACGACCCACAACACACUGGGUCUUACAUGAUGGCACAACAGUACAACCUCUAACUUACUCACACACUAAAGUUUCUGUUUUUGGAAAUGGUACACUUUACUUGAGAAAUGUACAAAUAACUGAAAGUGGAAAAUAUGAGUGUAUUGCAACAAGCUCUACGGGAUCAGAACGGCGUGUUGUUACUCUGUCUGUGAAGAGGACAGAAACUGCCCCUCAGAUCACUGAGACAUCACAACAAAGAACUGAUGUGAUAUAUGGUGGCCGCCUUCAUUUGAACUGCUCUGCAGUUGGGGACCCAAAACCUCAGAUUAUUUGGAGGUUUCCUUCCAAGGCUCUUGUGGACCAGUCACACAGAAUGGGCAGCCAUGUCAAAGUCUUGGAAAAUGGUACCCUCAUCAUUGAAUCAGUCAAUGAAAAAGAUGCUGGGGACUUCCUCUGUGUUGCACGCAACAAAGUUGGGGAUGAUGUACAGCUAUUAAGAGUGUCAGUGUCUAUGAAACCAGCUCGGAUUGAACCAAAUGUCUUUAGCAGGAAGCAAGUGCCUUAUGGCAAUGACCUAAAAGUGGACUGUGUGGCUGCUGGUGUCCCCAUGCCAGAGAUAUCUUGGGGACUUCCUGAUGGUACCUUGGUUAAUAGCGCCCUGCAAGCAGAUGGAACAGAAGGCGAUCAGUUCAAACGGUACACCUUGUUUAAUAAUGGAACACUGUACCUGAAUAAAGUGGGUUCUGAUGAGGAAGGUGAUUACACCUGUUACGCUGAAAACAAACUGGGUAAGGACAAGAUGCAUGUCCACAUAAGUGUGGUAACUGCAGUGCCUCGCAUUCAGCGCCCAAAUCUCUCCUAUGCCAAAGUGAAGCAAGGUGGAAACGUUCGCUUUGACUGUAAGGCUAUAGGUGAGCCCAAGCCAAAGGUCUUUUGGAUGCUUCCGUCCAAAGACAUGAUUGCUGCAUCUAAUGAGCGUUACUUAGUGCAUGCUAACGGUUCCCUUGAUGUACGAAAUGUUAAAUUAGCUGAUGCUGGGGAGUAUGUCUGCAUGGCUCGUAAUGCUGCAGGUGAGGAGAAUAAAGUAUAUAAACUAGACAUUGAUGGAAACCCACCCAUCAUCAAUGGCUUCAAUCAAAAUAGAACUGUGAUGAAAGAUACAGCAGUCAAAUAUACUAGAAAGCUAAUAGACUGUAAAGCUGAAGGGUAUCCAGUACCAAAGAUCACAUGGAUCAUGCCUGACAAUAUAUUUCUUACCGCUCCCUAUUACGGGAGCAGGAUUAAUGUCCACAGCAAUGGUACACUAGAAAUCCGUAAUGUUAGGCCAUCAGAUUCAGCAGAAUUUAUUUGUAUGGCUCAGAAUGAUGGAGGUGAGGCGGUUAUGUUGGUUCAACUAGAAGUGACCGACAAGCUCAGGAGGCCUAUUUUUAACAACCCUUUUAAUGAGAGAGUGGUGACUCGGGUAGGGAGAACUGCAGUGUUAAACUGUUCUGCUGAUGGGCAACCCAUGCCUGAGAUCAUAUGGACACUCCCCAGUCGAACUCGGUUCAUUGGAACACCUGGGUUCGAGGGCUCAAGAUAUCACCUGGGUACCGAUGGCACAUUUGUUAUUUAUAACUCCAGCAUAGAGGACACUGGUAAAUACCGUUGUGCUGCAAAGAACAAAGUGGGCUAUAUUGAGAAGCUGGUCGUUUUUGAGGUGAUUCAAAAGCCUUAUAUUCUAACACGGCCAAAGGGGAUUAUUCGAGGGAUUUCUGGACAGUCCCUCUUCCUACAUUGCUUGACAGAUGGAAUCCAGCCCAGCAUUUCUUGGACCACGCCAGGAGGUUUUGUUCUUGCACGUCCACAGGCGAGUGGACGUUACCAUUUGAUGGACAAUGGGACACUUGUUGUACAUGAGACGAUCAUACAUGAUCGUGGGAAUUAUGUGUGCCGAGCAAAAAAUGAUGCUGGUGAGGCGAUUCUUUCUGUGCCUGUCGUAAUUGUUGCAUAUCCACCCCGGAUCACUAAUGGGCCGCCACCAACUGUGAGAGGAGUGGCUGGAGUUACUGUUUAUCUUAAUUGUGUUGCUAAUGGAAUACCUACACCAGAGAUAACCUGGGAGCUACCAGAUCGAUCUAUUCUUUCUACAACUGGAAAGGAACGACCUGUAGGCAGUGAGCUUCUCCACGCACAAGGGACUCUUAUAAUACGAAACCCCACAGGAGUGCAUUCUGGUACAUACAAGUGUAUAGCCUUCAAUUACCUGGGCAGAGAUACCAAAACAACAUAUAUGACAGUAAUAUAAGUUUGGUCAUGACUUCAUGACUUCAUGACCACUGUGACUAUUCAAAAGGCAAUUAAAAAAAACAACAACCUUGUUUCAUACAAUUAUGUUCCUUUGGUUUUCCAGGUUGUGUAAAGGUCUAGCAAAGGUUUAAUAGACAUAAUAUGGGUAAUUACUGUAUGCUGUUUGAGAGAAAAAAGAAGAACUGUGAGGAAUUAUGUAUUUGAAAUAUAUAUAAAAAAAAUGUUUUAUGUCCAUAUUGAAUUGUAAAUACAUAAUUUUAUAUAUUAUGAUAUUGGCGUACUAUAGUGCAUCAUUUCUAAUUUCUAAUUUUCACUCAGAAAGUGUUUUAGGACAUGGUUAGGCUGUUUCAUGGAGGGUGCACAUGCUGUGUGUUUCUACUAAAUCAGAGUGAAUCAAAUCAUUAUGAUUUGUCUAAUUACCAUGUUUAUUUUUGUGACAAUCUAAAAUAAUAAAAU